Molecule: messenger RNA, 390 nt
Organism: Macrosiphum euphorbiae (potato aphid)
Lineage: Eukaryota; Metazoa; Arthropoda; Insecta; Hemiptera; Aphididae
Source: the annotation of a GenBank genome assembly
AUGCGUAAAUGUUCAGUGUCUGGGUGUAACAGCCAAAAUCGUAAUAUUAAAGUGACACUUUUCAGUGUCACAAAUGCGAAUAAGUCAUCUUGGGAAUCAGCAAUCCAUAGUUCAAUUAAUAAUCAGGUAAAAGAUAUAAAGUAUGUUUGCUCAGAACAUUUUUUACCUGAAGAUAUUAAUACUACAUAUCCAAUACCAUCAGAUGUAAUCGAAGAAUUCGGACAGAAAAAAGUGUUCUCAUUGAAGAAGGGGGCUAUUCCCUCAUUAUUCAACCAAAUACUUUCUCGUAGUGAUAGUACUCAAUAUGAACCAAAAACUCACUCUGCUAGAAGAGAACUUUUUACAGCAGAAGUAAUUACUGAAAAUAUAUUGAUUUUAUAUUUAUAUUAA